Molecule: messenger RNA, 1150 nt
Organism: Polychytrium aggregatum
Lineage: Eukaryota; Fungi; Chytridiomycota; Chytridiomycetes; Polychytriales
Product: mitochondrial transcription factor B-like protein
Exons: 8
Coding region: 153-1088 (311 amino acids)
Biological process (GO): rRNA methylation; transcription initiation at mitochondrial promoter
Cellular component (GO): mitochondrial matrix
Molecular function (GO): rRNA (adenine-N6,N6-)-dimethyltransferase activity; mitochondrial transcription factor activity
Source: RefSeq, a predicted model, not a curated record
GAUCGCUGGACACGUGUGUGGCUUACAAGGCUGUCGAGGUCUUGGCGGGCGAGAGUCCCGCCAAUCUUGCUCCAGCCGCCUGGCAGAACCCACUGGUCUGGUGGCCCUCGACUCCGUUCCGGCUCGCCUCCUGGUGCAGAGGCUCCCUCCCCAUGAAGCUGCCCCCGCUCCCGCCCUUGCGGCACAUCGUCCCCAUCUACGGCCUCCAAGCAAAGUCUCAGCUCUCUCAAAACUUCAUUUUCGAUCUGUCCGUCACAGACCGGAUCGUAGAGAAGCUCGGUGAUGAUCUCGAUAAGGCUUUGGUCAUUGAGGUCGGACCAGGACCUGGAUCGCUUAGCCGCUCGAUCUUGAAUGCUGGUGCAACAAACCUGGUUUCGGUUGAAAAGGAUCCCAGGUUUCAGCCUCUUCUGAAUCAAUUGGCCGACGCUUCGAAGAACCGAUUUCACUUCCUUAUCGAUGACAUGAGGACUGUGGAGUACGACAAAAUACUUGCUGCAGCCGGCACGUCGCUCUCUGAAGCAAUCAAGACCAAGACCUAUAUCGUUGGCAACUUGCCUUUUGCAGUCGCAACGCCAAUGCUCGUUAACUGGCUCCGCCUAUGCAGCCAUCGAGUCGGACUGUUCCAAAACCCAAACAACGUUGAGUUCUUGUUGAUGUUUCAGAAAGAAGUUGGAGAAAGAAUCACGGCUCGGCCAGGCACACGUUCAAGGAGCCGGAUCAGUGUCCUAUCCCAAAGCGUCUGCGAUGUCAAGUUGACCCAAGAUAUCCCGAGGGGUGUCUUUGUGCCCAAGCCCAAAGUAAAUGCGGCAGUUGUCAGACUCAGGCCAUCAUCAUCACCGGUGCUUCAAGGGUGCGAUAUCGAGGCGCUCGAAGCAGUAUUGCGGUGGAGCUUUGCAUCCAAGAGGAAGACGAUCAAAAAUAGCAUAAGGAGCUCCAUCCCUGAGGGAACCAGAAUUUUGGGACUGGCUGGAAUCGAUCCAGAUGUACGUGCAGAGACGCUGUCGACUGAAGAGUUUGUCCGCCUGGCCCAAAUAUGCUGUCAGGAGGGCUUGAUACCUGUGCGAGACCCAGAGCACGGCCGUCCCUAGAAAUACAAAGCGUCUCCAGAAUCGUAUUUCAGCAUGAUCGGAACGAAACGGGGCAGUGAUCU